This is a messenger RNA of Arabis nemorensis, 576 nucleotides long. The record is from the annotation of a GenBank genome assembly. Lineage: Eukaryota; Viridiplantae; Streptophyta; Magnoliopsida; Brassicales; Brassicaceae.
AUGAUGGAAGAGUGUAAGUUGUUUUAUUUCUCCGGACAAGAGACCACUUCAGUACUUUUUUCUUGGAUAAUGCUUUUGUUAAGCCAACACCAAGAUUGGCAAGCUCGUGCACGAGAGGAAGUGAUGCAAGUUUUUGGCGAUAAAACCCCUGAUCUAGAAGACAUUAACCAACUCAAAGUUGCUAUAUCCUCCAGCCAUCGAAAUGAUCGAGCGGUCCACAAAGAGACAAAACUAGGCGAUCUAACACUACCAGCCGGUGUUCAAGUCCAUAUGCCUAUUUUGCUAAUCCAUCGUGACACUAAGCUCUGGGGCGAUGAUGCAGCUGAGUUCAAGCCGGAAAGGUUCAAAGACGGGAUCUCAAAGGCAACAAAGAACCAAGUAUGCUUUUUGCCCUUUGGUUGGGGACCAAGGACCUGCGUUGCUCAGAAUUAUGCGCUAUUGGAGGCAAAGAUGGCCAUGGCAUUGAUUUUACAGAGAUUCUCCUUGGAGCUUUCUCCUUCUUAUGUUCAUUUGCCUUACAAAGUCAUCACUAUCCACCCAAAGUUGGGUGCUCCUAUUAUCCUGCACAAGCUAUGA